Molecule: messenger RNA, 5919 nt
Organism: Ciona intestinalis (vase tunicate)
Lineage: Eukaryota; Metazoa; Chordata; Ascidiacea; Phlebobranchia; Cionidae
Source: RefSeq, a predicted model, not a curated record
AUAGUAAAUUUAUCCAAAGUAGCGAAUUCAGUCAAAUGAACAGAAGAUUUGUGCACCCUAGUAUAUAUGGACAGGUAUAUGCUCCACCGCAAAAUCAAUUUCUACCAGCACAUUGCCCAAUACUUCCACCUCCUGGCUUUAUUCUACCAAAUGAAGUUUGUCAAGUUCCUUUGCCGCUUCUAUCAUAUCCCCAGUUACCAUACGGAUUACCAGAUGCGUAUGGAAGAUAUACUUCAUGCUACAUCCCUCAACCACCUGGCUACCCACCAACUACGUACAACGUUGCUCCACCAGGAAUGCUUCACCUAAGAAGUCCAUGGCCAGCAAUGGUUGAACCCCCCCACCCCCCACCAUAUCCACCACUUAGCUAUGCAACACAACACACAAAUACAACUCAACAACCUGAACCUGGAACCAAAUGUGAUGGUGGUCACGCAACUGGAUUAGCUACGACUGCACCUCUUUUUGACCAGCAACAAAAUACUCGACAAAAAAAACGGAGACAAAGAAACAUAACCAACAACCAAUCAAAACAUAUUCGUAAAACAUCAUCCAAUCGGAUUCGUUACAUCACAUCAUUAAGAAAAAUUAAUCGUUCUAAACAUUUGAUGAGAAGCAGACGAAUGUCAAAUAAUUCUCACCGAAAAUCAGUUUCUGUUGAACCUGUUGAGCUGAGUAGCAUCGCAAUUGAAACAGAUCAUGGUGAAUAUGAAUCAUGUGAUGAAAAUGAUGAAAUAACCCAAGACAAUGAAUUUGUGUGGGAUGCUAAACAAAGUAUGGAUGAAACAAAUAUAAGUGAAAAACAACAGUUCAUUCAUUCGAACAUAGAACCUCAUCCCAAAAACCCUGACUACACAAUCAUCACAAAUGACAAAUCAUUUUCAUAUGUCAACUAUAAUCCUGAUGUUCUUCCAACUAAACUGGAUAGGAUGUGGUUACAGAUUGGGCCAGUGCAAAAACAGAAUGAAAAGAUUCCCAAGACUUCUACAAAUAUCAACACUUCACUUGAUGUUGCAUUCAAAUCACCUCGAAGUGAUGAACGUCAUUCUAAUAAACAAACCGAUUCUGUCAACAGGAACAGUGCUUGGAAGGCUACAGGCAGCGGAUACAAAUGCUGUAGUGACUCAAACCAACCAAAAAAAGUUGUGCAGCCAUGUCAGCAUUUAAAGUCCUGUUUGUUCUGUUGUUGCACACCUUGCUUGCAGAAGCAGGGAAUAAAUCGAACAUUUGAAGCAAAUCAUAACCUGGAACCAAUAAUACAAGAUGAUUCUGAAGUUUGGGAUGAAAGUAAGAAUAGAGCCACAAAAAAAGGUGAUAAUAAUCAAGAUUUAAACUCCUCAAAAUCUUUAGUUGCUGGUGGCGAAAGUGAAACAUUAAAAUUGUGUGUUAGUGGCUUGUGGUGGGACCAGAGUACUAAUGCUGGUUUCACUGAAGCAAAAGUUGUAUCUGAAAACAGUAACUCAGCCACUAGUGAUGCUGAACAAAGUGUUGAUUCGUCCGAGAUAGAAAUAUCUGGACCAUUUAUUCAAGAAAUGGAUGAUUUAGUAAUAGUAGACACUGCCCCAAGUCGCAACGUAUCAUCUCACCACAAUGAAGAAUAUGAUAUAAAUCACAAUGUUUCUUUGAAUAAAGAAAGUCCAGCAUGUGACACCACUAAAGAUCGUAAGAAACUUGAUGUUGACUGGGAAGCCAUACGUUCAGUUGUACCACAAGAUUAUAUAACAAGAUCAUACACUGAUGAAGGGACAGCGGAAGUUUAUGAUAUCGGAUCAAAUGUUGUUGGUGGUGUAUCCUCAUCCUCGCUGUCAUCAUUCGUGGAAACAAGGAUAGCUGAUGAUGAUGAAGCAAUUGUUGCAGUGAUUGAUAAAAACAAUGCAACAGACAUCCGUAAUGUACAUGCUGGUAUGGGGGAGGAGAAUAACAUGGUAAAUACUUCAUAUGAUACCUCCACACCUGUAAGAACAGUUUUUACCACCGUCCAUGGUAAACGUGUUAUGACACCAACUACUUCAGCAAGGGCAGGUUGGGGAAAGCAAGAUGUCAAACUUCUUUUGCUGUCGAACAGAGACAACUCAAAAAUUGAUUCAAAGUCAAGCAAAGAUGAGGAUAUUGCUAACAGUGGUAGUAAAGAUGAAAGUCAUUUAAUAAAUGAAAAUACCAUUUCCAAUGCACAAAGUACAUCAGCAGCCACUUUAGUACGCAACAAACCAUUGCUUCUUACUUCUCAGGUUCGUACCUCACGAAGUGUCCUACCAUCAAAAAAAUCAAAAUCUGUUCCUACCAGUCCUUUUCGAACCUCCAGCAUUCCUCAACAUCUAACGCUUUCCAGACUUUCCUCAAGUUACUAUGGUACAGCUGAUACAAGCCCUGCACGUUUUAACAACAUUACCUGUGAUGGUUCGCCUAUCUCAUACAGUGUUAACCCCUCCAACAAAUCACCAGAUACCACAUACUUGUUAACACCAGCAUCAUCAGUGUUGGAAUUUCUUGCUCCAAAGUCAAAAAUAGUUUCUAAUGAAAAGCAAACACAAGAGCUUAAAUCUCAAACACAUAAAAUCGCUCAAAAGUCCCUGGUUAAAUCAAAGACAACUUCUCAACUAAUUUCUAAGAGUAAUUGUCAGGUUCUUCAGAAAAAAACAAGAAAAACAAUGCCUCGUAUUGUAAAGAAGACAAACACUUUAAAACAAAAACAAACAUCGGAUUCUGCGUACACCUCUCCUUCAUCUUGUCCUAGUUCACGAACUAUUACACCCGGUGUUUCCCCUGAUAAGCCACCAGUACAAUUGGGAAGUUAUGGAUCCAAAACUGUGGUGAAGGCGAAGCAUAAAAAGAGUGUUUCAUCUCGACCUAAAAGUUCCGCAGCACGAAGAAAUUUGACUCCAAACGUUGAUAAAGAAAGUUCUAAACCAGUAUCGACAAAAGUAAUUUUCAGUGAAGAUUCAAAAUCUAGGUCUUCAAAGUCAUCUACAACAACUGAUGCAUCUCUUUCCAUUGUUACCCAGAGUAAAAUAAAAGUAGCAAACCUAAGGUUAAGACAGGAUGAAAUUAAAAAGAAACAACUUAGCAAAAUAACAUCAGUUACAAAACCUACUACUGUGGUUGGAAAAAAACCACCAUCGCGACGUUCACCUCGAAUUCGCAAGGAAAAGCUUUCAGUAACCAAAAAAGCUAACCAAGAUUUAACGGAUGAUACAAAUAAUGUACAAACAAACAAAAAGACUGGGAAAUCCCUAGAAAAAUCUGAAAUUUGUAUAAAGAAGAGUGUACUGUUUGACAAAAGUACAGAAAAUGUGCUGCCUUCUUCUUGCUCUGGAUCAAAACUUACAUUAAUUUCAGUCGGUAAAACUGAAGUUUCAUCAACACUAACAAGAGGCCGGGUAAAAUCCAGCAUCAAAAAUAUUGUCAACAAUUUGGUGAAUCAGUCAGUUUAUCAGAAGCCUGAAACAGUCUCUUCUCCAAGUUUAAAUGCUCUUACUUGUGGAAGUAAACCAAAAGCAGUCCAGGCCACUGAGGAUGAAAUAGCCUUCCCAACUAGUCCUCAAGUAAGGCAGAGACCAAGCACUGUGCCAACUACCCCAACCCAACAAGUCGUUUGUUGUCGACAACUGAGCGCAAGUUUAUCAGAUGUGUUUUAUGACACAACGGUUGAAGAAAGCUUCUUGACAUCAGUGUGCUCAUUUUUUCCUGAACCUGUGAAGAAACCUUUACAAUCAAGUGGUGAACAAUCUAACAGAUCAAAAGUGCAGCCCACUUCUACUUACAUUGCUUUCAGUCAACCAACUUUUACACCACCACGCACCAACCUAGAAAUGAAAAAAAUCCCAUUCAGACCGAACAGAACUAAUCAUUGUGUCGUUGAUUCUAGUUUGAAGCAACAGCCUCGGGGACAAACAUUGAGCAAAGAUUUAGAAGAUGAAGUAAGACAGAGCGCCCAACUCUUGUUAAAUUCAGUUUCUACAAAUAAAUCGCACUGUAUUUUGUCAACCACACUUGAAGAAGUCAAACAGUCACCAAAGGUAAAUUUAUUAAAUGUAAACAAAGAUAAAGUGAAUUCUGAACAAGCUUUUCCUGAUUCAAGCCGGCGGAAAUCGUUAGACAUUGCAACGCAGACCUCUGAGGAAGAAGAUUCAAACAUAGUAAAAACCUCGGAACAACAGACAUCAUCGAAAUUAAAACUGAAUGUUCCACCAAAGAAACCUCCACGCAGUGCAAGUCCUAACUCAAUACCAUCAGUCAUAAAAGAGUCUCGUUCAAAACCUAAAACUCCUCCAGUGGGAAUAAAUGCUAAGAAUACAACACAAUCAGAAAACUUUCCUUACUACCAUCUCUUUCCAGCAUUCACAGGAAUAUCUCCAUUACGUCAACCGCCUUUUCUAUCACCAACAUUCAUUCCUGUCAAUAUUGAUCACCAAUUUAUCAGCAGUCCAACAUUUCCUGCGUUUGUAGUGGCUGGAGAAACACAACGGUCUUCCAUAUCAGCUUCAUCUGGCAAUGAUUCCGUGUCUUACCAGAUGCCAACAAUUCAACAGGCUUACUACCACUCAUCUAAAGGGCCGAGCACUUCAUAUGCAGCAUUGGGUGUUCACCCUGGAUAUCCUCAGCCUUCAAGAAAGAAAUUAGUGAAGACAAGCAGAGCUUCUUUAUAUAAGAGUAACCGUGGCUCUAAAAACACCCCAGUUUACCCACAUGUACCUCACCCACGUGGUCCACCAAGCAGAAAGGUAAACCCUAUUCGUCGCCGACGUUCCUAUCCAGGAUUGCUGAGUUCAGCUGCUGUGGCAAAAGCAAGACUUUCCAGGCGAGUCGCCACUUCAAACAUGAGACAACAAUACAUUAGCAACAACCUUAACUUCUCUCAUCCAUCUGGAAGGAUACAAAGACGACCACGAUUUGUUAGGAGCAGUUUAACUGAAGAUGUAAUAUUAGAAACUUUAACAAAAGGAGCAUUAUCACCAACAUUUUUAACCAAACCAUCAACAAAAAAGAUAAAUAAAGGAAGCUUAAACAAAAAAGAAACAAAUGAGGCAACAUCCAUUGCUGGACUUCCUACCAAACAUGGAACCAAAGAAGUUUUAAAAGAAGAAAAUAAAAAUGUAGAUUUAAUUAAAGAUAAUCUGCAAGAAAAAGAUGUUUUAACCGCUCCUAUUAUGUCUUCUGGCAUUAAAUCUGGUGAAGAAGUUCCAACAGGACAUCACAAGAUUGAAUUGAAUGACAUCUCUAACCAGGAUCAAAAAAAAGGACACGGGAAAGCAAAAAAUCCACUUUCAAAAAAUAAGACGUUUAAUUUCUGUUAAAAAAGGGAAAUAUUUUCAUAACUUGACUGUAGCAAAUGUUUCAACUGCAAUGGAUGCUUCAAGCAACUUAAAGAGAAGUAAAACUGACAGCAGACUUUUGUUUGCCCAACAAAAAUCAAGUGACAAACCAGAUGAUAAAAAGGAUAUUGUAGUAAAAAAGAAACCCAUCUAUGAUUUGAAGGGGGCCUUGUUGAAACAAAGUUUUGUGGCUAUUGCACCUAUGGAUAUAAUUUCUUCAAAUAAUUGUGUAAAAGAACUUGAAAGCUCUGAAAAUAUUCCUCAGUGCUUUGAAAAGAAAUCUAUGGGGACACCUGGUGUCCGAAUAAAUUCUGAGACUGGUGACAUCAUCGAGGUACAGAAAUGUCCGGAUAUUGAGGAUGGUGCUCGCCUACAUCAGUUGUUGUCAAGCACCGCUAUUGAAAAUUGUGACGACACUACACUAUCGGAUGAUACUUUGCAACCAACUGCUUAUCGAAAACAUGACACAAUUAAUCUGCAAACUGUCAAUGAAUCAACAGAAAUUUAAGCAAUUUUUAAACUGUUGUAUUCACCGGAGACCUCCCUCCAACUUAUUGUAAAUACUGUAUAUUAUUUUCCUUCAAAAUACAUUAUUUUUGCAUUCAUA